AUGGAAUCUUGCUCUUAUGAUGUCUGUCACGGUGGUACAGACGAAAGCUUAGCACAGUUUCAUCUGGAUCGCAGGAUGGUGAGCCGACGACUUCUUUGCACAAUUCAACAGUUUUCCCUAUGCAACAAACCUCCUCCGGUUUCCUCCCCUGUCUCAUCUGAACCUCCAGAGCCCGAUCAUUCCAAGAGGAUAAGUGGAUCUCUGAGUCCAACUUUUUCAAAUACUCAUCAACAGAUAGACCUCGCUCACAAUCUGCCCUUUCCAAGUGAUUGUCAAAUUAGCGGACACGACGACAAUCGUCCUGCUCCACCAGAAACUAGAAGCAUGGAUGACGGUGACGGAUUGCCUCUCUUGUCUUUUGUGUCGGAAUCGAGCCAGCUCCAUGCGCAUGCUCCAGUGUCUCCUGAGAUACCCGAAACACCUUUAAUGAUCCGGUGUUCUUCUUCUGAUGAAGACGGAGAAUCGGAAUUAGAGGACGCUCCCACAUAUCUUACUUCUGUUAGUGAUGCGGACGGACAAUCCGAGAAGGCAGAUGAUUGUAAGGUGGCAUAUGAUAUGGAACAAAAUGGUCUUGUUUAUCUGAAUGGAGAUGCAAAGGAGAUGAAAACUGAAAGUGAAACGAUGAAGAAUGAACAACCACAAAAAUUAGACAGAGAUAUUAACCCGAAGCUAUAUCGAAAAGAGGCGACGGAUGAGCAAUGGUUAAUGCAGAAGGAAAUCGAGAUGGAGAGCCCAAAGAAUGACUUGAUAAGAGAAGAGCCAGUACUAGUGAAUAAAGAAGAUGAUAAUGAUGACGACGAGGAUUCAUACGAAAUCUAUAUUAAACAGAGGCUGGUUAAAAUAGCCUAA
This is a messenger RNA of Protopolystoma xenopodis, 849 nucleotides long. The record is from the annotation of a GenBank genome assembly. NCBI's taxonomy places the organism in Eukaryota, Metazoa, Platyhelminthes, Monogenea, Polystomatidea, Polystomatidae.